AUGUUUUCUUCCAUGGAUCAUCCAAUUAUUUUACUUCUUCUUCUAACAUAUCUUGCUACACAGUCACUUGCUCUUGCAGCUCAAUCAAGAACACCAAAAGCCCGGAUCACGGUUGUGGGAGCAGUUUAUUGUGAUACCUGUUCAACCAACACAUUCUCCAGAGGCAGCUACUUUCUGCCAGGAGUGGAUGUUCUCAUAAAAUGCAAAUUCAGAGGAAACUCACCCAAAACAGCAGAAGAUAUCAAUUUUGAGGUCAACAGAACCACAGAUAAGUAUGGAGUGUACAAGUUGGAAAUACCUGUUGUUGAUGGAGUUAACUGCAUAGAUGGCUUUGCAAUGAAGUCCAUGUGCCAGGCAAACUUGAUAGGAAGCUCAUCCUCAGCCUGCAAUGUUCCUGGUCUAAAAACAACAGCAGAUGAGAUAUCAGUGAAGUCAAAGCAAGACAAUCUGUGUAUAUACAGCAUGAAUGCCUUGAGUUUCAGGCCAUCCAAGAAGAAUGUGAGCUUAUGUGGAGAUAAGAAAGAGGAAUUGGCAAGUUCCUUCAACUCUUCCAAGUUCUUUCUCCCUUACCUCCCACCAUAUGGCUUCUUCCCUCGGCCUCAAUUGCCAUUCCCUCCACUACCACCGUUUUCAUCACUUCCCUUUCCUCCUUUGCCACCUCUACCAUCUUUGCCUUUCCCAUUCCCACCAUCUUUGCCUUUCCCAUUCCCACCAUCUUUGCCAUUCCCAUUCCCACAAUUCCCUCCUUUUACUCCAUCCCCAAAUCCUUUGGCCCCAAACUCUCCACCUGCAUUUAACUUCGGCGACCCAAGAACUUGGAUACCUUAUAUCCCUAAAGUCUUUGCUCCUCCUCCACCACCUGCAUUUAAUCUUAGAGACCCCAGAACUUGGAUACCACCAUAUAUUCCUCCAUCCCCUCCUGGUAGCCCUCAAAACCAGAAACCAUAG
Molecule: messenger RNA, 948 nt
Organism: Prunus armeniaca (apricot)
Lineage: Eukaryota; Viridiplantae; Streptophyta; Magnoliopsida; Rosales; Rosaceae
Source: the annotation of a GenBank genome assembly